GGGAAUUGCAGUCCCCGCUCCGCUCUGUCCCGUCACAGGACUUUUUGCCCUCUCUUCCCGGGUCCCUCAGGCGGCCACCCAGUGGGCACACUCCCAGGCGGCGCUCCGGCCCCGCGCUCCCUCCCUCUGCCUUUCCUUCCCAGCUGCCAACAUCCUGGAAGCUUUGAAGCUCAGCAAAGAAGAGAAAUCCAUUGAGAACAGUCUGUAAAGGUGUCCUGGGAAUACCUGCCUGCUUAGACCUUCUGUAAAAGCUCUGUGCAUCCUGCCACUGAGGACUCCGAAGAGGCAGCAGUCUUCUGAAAGACUUCAGCUGUGAGGACAUGUCGUUCAGAUUUGGCCAACAUCUCAUCAAGCCCUCUGUGGUGUUUCUCAAAACAGAACUGUCCUUCGCUCUUGUGAAUAGGAAACCUGUGGUACCAGGACAUGUCCUUGUGUGCCCGCUGCGGCCAGUGGAGCGCUUCCGCGACCUGCGUCCUGAUGAAGUGGCUGAUUUGUUUCAGGUGACCCAGAGAGUCGGGACAGUGGUGGAAAAACAUUUCCACGGGACAUCUCUCACCUUUUCCAUGCAGGAUGGCCCCGAAGCUGGACAGACUGUGAAGCACGUUCACGUCCAUGUUCUUCCCAGGAAGGCUGGAGACUUUCACAGGAAUGACAGCAUCUAUGAGAAGGAGCUGGGAUGCUCAGGUGAAAUGUGGCCUCAGGCUCACCUGGGAAUGAGCGAGCGAAGUUAGGAGAGGUAAGAAUGAACACUGCCUUUUUCCACACUGUCACAUAUGGUAGGAAUGUGGAGGUCCUUGCUUCUGUCACUCUCUUCAUUUGGUAGAAAGUGUUCUGUAACCAUAGAGCCACAGGAAGCCACUGUGAUGCUAUGAUAUUCAGAGGUCCAGAAGGCUGCCUUCCAUUCUCCAUAUCAGAGCUUGCUCGAUGGAAUGGUGUUCCCCAAAUGUGUCUUUUGCCUUGAUCCAUAACCCUCCUGUCCUUUCAAGGGAUUGCCUAGCAUCGGCUUCUCUUAGGGUCAGAGUUCUGAACAUUUCAAGAAAAACUAGCAAAUGUGCUCUUGGUUGAGGCCUGCCUCCCUGCUAGUUUUACUCACCCUGAGUAUGUGUGAGUUCGUAUAAGUCACUAUAGGGAACCUGCACGUGCUUGCAAUUCCCAGCAUAAAGCUGAUUUCUUCUGGAAAAUGAAAGCAGCGCUCAUGUCCUUUAUACAUGCCUUGAGGCUUACAUGGAAAGAAGUCAAAGGAAAAAACCCACCUGUUGGUGACACCCCAGGCACAUGUAUUUCAGGGACUGAAAAAAAGCAGCAUUCAAAGUAGCAAAGCUUUGCAAGGAUGAUGCAGUUCAGAUGUGAAGCUGGCUCUUGAAAAGUGGAUGAUCAAACAGAGCACUGUACUCUACUAAACUGAAAUCCAAUAGGUUGCCGUUGCUGGUGUUCUCAUUCCAUCAUGAAUUCUCAGAAUAGCUUGGAACAAAUCAAAUCAGAGACAUCAAUCGUUAGAAAACAGAAAAGCAUCAGGUAGCAUGCACUUUCUAGAAGCCCUAUAGGGCUGUUUCUGAGGGCAUUUUUGUUCCUGCGGUCACUGUAUCCUUCAAACUGUCUUCAGUGGAGAGGACACGUGGCAGCCCCCUGUGCUCAAUGCUGCUUCCUGUUUCUCCAGCAGUAUUUUCAGUGUCUGAAGAUGAGGUUGAACCAUGAUGAAGCUGUGAUCUCCAGUGGCUGAGCCCAGUGCUAGUCCUGUUUCCUCUUCUGAACAUAUAUAGCAAAUGUACUUUGUGUACUUCCAAACCAUCCUAAUAGCGAACUGAUGAGCUUUCUUUCGUGACAUCAGGGUGAUAAUAAAAGGAAGGAUUUGAAAAUAUCUUUAUUUGAACACAUUUUUAAAAAUUAGCAAAUCUGUUUUGGCACUCCGUUUUUGUUUUGCUUUGUUUUAGUGAAUUUUUCUUAUUUCUGAAAUGUAAAACCACAGGAAUAGUUGACUUAAGGUCAUUUUUGUUCUUGAAAUUAAAUGUUACAGUUAUAGACUAUUUGGAUACAAUCAAAUAUUGAAGAGAACCUUUUAACAUUAUUGAGACAUACAGAGUGCAUAUUGUCCCAAGGAUUUCACAUUAGUGACCUUUCGGUUUAAUACUAUCCUGCUAUAUACCCUGUAACUACUUCUCAGCAGCUCACUGGCAACUGACAAGGUGUUGACUUCUCCCAUUCUAUCCUUCCUGCUAAAAGUGGAUUUUCUUACUGUCCCAUAGCAUUACUCCCCUGCCUACCCUCAAAAUACGAGAAAGAGCUUUCAGAUAUGUCACCAUCUGGUAGCCUUGCUUUUGGGGAAGCAGCUGGUACAGCUUGGCAUUAUAGUCAAAUAAGUAACUUUAGAGAUAGGAAAUGGUUUUACAGAACUUUAACAAUGACACAAUAAACGUCUUAGCCUCUAGUUUCCAACCAUAAUAAAGUUGUCCCUAGAAGAGUUGAGUUGUCAGUUUUUACUAAGAUACACAAUAAAGUAUAUCUUUAUUGUGUCAAUAUCUAGUGGUGUGCUGGUAAAUAUUAACAACUAGUUUUUGUGUAUGCAUGUGUGUGUAUAUAGAAAAACAUAUCCACAUACCCUCAUACAUCUGACUGUUUAUUAUAAAUUUUACUGAUAUAAAAUGUACACCACACAAUUUGUGAGUAAUCAUAAAAUAUAUACCAAUCUUUAUCAUAAAUUUUAUAUAGCCAAUUUGAUUCUUACAGAAUACUUUUGUUAAUGUUUGUUGAAUUCCUAUAAUCACAGUCAACUUAUGAUUGUGAUUCAGCCAUGAUUUGAAAAUUCAGAUGAGGAAUAAAUGUUUGGUUACUACCCAAUUAAGCAAAGUUGCUCAUGUCACUGACAAACAGGUGUGCUUCAGACAUGAAUAUUGGUUGACAUUUUUGUUUACAUAAAUGAGACAAAAGUGAAACCUAAGAAUAUAUGUCAAAACUUUACUCAUUUGUCAAUCAUAUGAGUGACUUUUUUUUACCAAAUCAGAUAAUGAAUAUAGAAUACUAAAGGGUAUUUUCUUAAUUUUUUGUGCUAUUCACCAUGUAACAGCUAUUGACACAAUAUGCUUUUAAGUUUUGUCUGCAUAAUCAGUAUUUUCCUCCAUCACUUACUUAAAUCUAGAUAGCCAGGAAAACAGUUAAUCUGUAGUGUUCCCAGUUUCCAGUUCAUAUAAAUACUCUCCAUGGCUGAAUUGAAACUACAAACCUGAUAUCACUGCACAGACUUGGAAAGAGACGUGCAGUAGUACACUACUGAGAGUAUUUCCACCACAAGAUACAAUAGAUGUUGAUGUGGUUUGGUUGUGUCCCCACCCAAAUCUCAUCUUGAAUGGUAGCUCCCAUAAUUCUCACGUGUUGUGGGGCGGACCCCGUAAGAGAUCAUUGAAUCAUGGGGGCAGUUUCCCCUGUGCCAUUCUGGUCGUAGUGAAUAAGUCUCCUGAAAUCUGAUGGUUUUAUAAAGGGAAAACCCUUGCACUUGGUUCUCUUUCCCUCUUGCCUGCUACCAUGUAAAACAUGCCUUUUGCCUUAUGCCAUGAUUAUGAGGCCUUCA
Chlorocebus sabaeus (green monkey) is the source of this 3562-nucleotide messenger RNA. Lineage: Eukaryota; Metazoa; Chordata; Mammalia; Primates; Cercopithecidae. The record is from RefSeq and is a predicted model, not a curated record.